This is a messenger RNA of Parasteatoda tepidariorum (common house spider), 753 nucleotides long. RefSeq lists its product as uncharacterized. NCBI's taxonomy places the organism in Eukaryota, Metazoa, Arthropoda, Arachnida, Araneae, Theridiidae. The record is from RefSeq and is a predicted model, not a curated record.
AUGGAACGAUUCCACAGAACAUUAAAACAAGGACUUCGUAGCCACAAAGCUAAAUGGACUCAGUCACUACCUCUCAUUCUGCUUGAACUCAGGUCUACAUUUAAGGAAGACCUCAAGUCCAACUGUGCAGAAAUUGUUUACGGCACACUAUUAAGACUACCAUCAGAAUUUUUGGAGGCUCCAACUAUCAAUACGGACCCCUAUGACUUUUUGCAACAAUUAAGAAAAUCCAUGCAGUUGUUGAAAGCCACACCAACAUCUGCACAUGGCAGCAAAGGCUUAUUUAUUCACCCAUCGCUAAGCAAAUCGACACAUGUAUUUGUAAGGCACGAUGGCGUUAAAAAAUCUCUUCAAAUGCCUUAUGACGGUCCCUACCUCGUUUUAAAGCGAACCGAUAAGACCUAUACAUUGAACAUAAAUGGAAAACCGUCCGUCAUCAACAUUGACAGACUAAAGGCAGCCUUUUUAAUAGAUGACGAGCCUGAUCACAAACAAACAAUUACUCCCACACAGAAAUUGGAUCCACCUGUUCAACGGCCAGACACAGGAGCUGCAGACAUCACAACUCGCUCCGGCCGCAAAUGGAUUCCGUCCCACGUUGGUCUAGACGGGAAUGAGAUCGCUGACUCUGUGUCAAAACUUGGCACAAAUGAACCUCUGCCGGAAAGUUUGGCACCCACAUCCUCGGAAAUUCACUCCAUUAGAAAGAAAGGCGUCCAGCUAGUCUGGAAUACUCCCCUAGUACAUAUCUGA